Messenger RNA from Folsomia candida, 1284 nucleotides. RefSeq lists its product as uncharacterized. Bases 108 to 1163 code for a protein of 351 amino acids. The record is from RefSeq and is a predicted model, not a curated record. Gene Ontology annotation, molecular function: chitin binding. Gene Ontology annotation, cellular component: extracellular region. The transcript is spliced from 4 exons. Lineage: Eukaryota; Metazoa; Arthropoda; Collembola; Entomobryomorpha; Isotomidae.
CUACCUUACAGAUGGCUACCCGGUUUGCAAAUUUAGCUCAAUAAUAAUUUAGUCUGGGGUGCCGUCAGUUGGUUAAAUUUUGCCAGACAUUGAUUUUUUUUAUUAAGAUGACGAUGACCUGGGUAACCUUGACUGUGACCUUGCUACUGGCUUUAAGGUUUAGCACAGGUCAGGAAAUUUGCAGUGAUGGGGAGAGAUAUUCGCCACAUCCGGAGUGCAAAUUUUACUGGGAUUGCCACUCCGGGGCGGAACCGGUUUUGCGGGAAUGCCCGGCAGAUCUGUUUUGGGAUACUAGAAUCACGGCGUGUAAUUUGCCGGAAAAUGUGCCAGAGUGUGUGGGUGGGACAAGACCACCAAUCACAACAACCACAAUUCCGACGACGACCCGCCCCACAACCACGACACGACCGACGACCACUAUUCCAACGACAACUGUAACAACGACGACAACAAGACCCACCACGACGACCCCAACGACAACGACGGCGUGUCCAAGACCGUGUUGUUUGAAUGACUAUGCGGACAUUGGAAGUAUGCCUUUUGAACCGAAUUUCGACCCAAUGUGGAAAUGUCUUAAUGGGAGCAGACUAGAGGGUGGAUUUAUGACCGGUUUCUCCACCAUGGAUUGGCAAUGUGACGUCACGGUUAUCACGCUCUCGGCCACGUUACGCCUCCGCGUCCCGCAUUUCUACUUGGAGACUAUGUACUCGGGAAUGAACGGAUAUCUCGACUUCCGCCCAUUUACCCAGGCAUGUCUCCCCUCCGGAAAUUUCACCGGGGAGGGGGCCGCCUACUUCGAGGUGACUGAUCUCUACUCCAACAUGCGCGUCCAGCUGUACGUCAACCUGAUCACGAAUGUCGUCAGCAUUCGCACCCUGACCAUUGAAGGCUUGACUUUUGACUCCAUUUUUAUCCAUCUCGGCCCCGAAUUCGUAAUUGGCGGGUCAACCGUGGACUGGGACGCGUUCAAUGAGAAUUUCCCGACCUGUUUCGCCACCCAGCUGGCGACGCAUAAGGGUCAGCUGCAGGAAAAGGUGAUGGUCUCGCUGAAUGGUAUCAUUACACAGUUUACGCUGCAAGAGUUUUUCGACCUAGUUUCGAGCGGAGAUUGUCCAAUUUGUUCGUUCAUGAGUAAAGCUGGGGAGAAAGGAUUGUUGUUUUAGAAUAAGGAUUAUUUCGUAGGUGGGGUAAUGUGAGAGGGUUGUGUAAUUUAUUUUUUUGGUUGUGUUUAGAAGUAUAUUUAUCUGUAAUAAAUAAAUAAUGAGGAAAUGGAAAGAAGAUUUA